Diceros bicornis minor is the source of this 2360-nucleotide messenger RNA. RefSeq names its product carbonyl reductase 4 (gene CBR4). NCBI's taxonomy places the organism in Eukaryota, Metazoa, Chordata, Mammalia, Perissodactyla, Rhinocerotidae. The transcript is spliced from 5 exons. The record is from RefSeq and is a predicted model, not a curated record. Gene Ontology annotation, molecular function: quinone binding; oxidoreductase activity, acting on the CH-OH group of donors, NAD or NADP as acceptor. The coding region runs from base 145 to 858 and encodes 237 amino acids. Gene Ontology annotation, biological process: fatty acid biosynthetic process.
GUCCUCUCGGAUUGCCAGAGUCCGGCGGCAGGAGAAGGCGGCGAGUGGCAGUGUUUUGCAGCGGUGUAACAGCCGGAGGGAAUCUGGAAAGGGGCCGCCACUCCUAGCCCUCUUUCCUCCGAGUUUGCGACUCCCCGGUCCGAGAUGGACAAAGUGUGUGCUGUCUUUGGAGGCUCCCGGGGCAUUGGCAGGGCAGUAGCCCAGUUAAUGGCCCAGAAAGGCUACCGACUGGCCAUCGUCGCCAGAAAUCUAGACGUGGCCAGAGCCGCCGCCGGUGAACUCGGCGGAGAUCAUUUGGCAUUUAGUUGUGAUGUUGCCAAAGAACAUGAAGUUCAAAAUACAUUCGAAGAGAUGGAGAAAAAUUUAGGUCGAGUUAAUUUCUUGGUAAAUGCAGCAGGAAUUAACAGGGAUAGCCUUUUAGUAAGAACAAAAACUGAUGAUAUGAUAUCUCAGCUUCAUACUAACCUCUUGGGUUCCAUGCUGACCUGUAAAGCUGCCAUGAAAACUAUGAUUCAACAACAGAGGGGGUCUAUUGUUAAUGUAGGAAGCAUUACUGGUUUAAAAGGCAAUACUGGCCAGUCUGUGUACAGUGCCAGUAAAGGAGGAUUAGUUGGAUUUUCACGUGCUCUUGCUAAAGAAGUAGCAAGAAAGAAAAUUAGAGUGAAUGUAGUUGCACCAGGAUUUAUUCACACAGAUAUGACAAAAGACCUGAAAGAAGAACACAUAAAGAAAAGCAUCCCUCUUGGGAGAUUUGGAGAACCUGUUGAUGUGGCACAUGCGGUUGUGUUUCUCUUAGAAUCACCGUAUAUUACGGGGCAUGUUCUAGUAGUGGAUGGAGGAUUACAACUCACGAUGUAAUUGACAGAUUAUUCAGUUAUAGUGGUAAUUAGAAUCAAGGGCACACUUUGGCUAUUGAUUAGACAGUCAUACCUACAUGGGUGACAUUUGCUAAUCAAACCUAUUGAUACCACGAGUGUUGAUUUCCAUCUUUCUAUGAAUAUGUCUAAAAAGAAUGAUAUGUGAUCAAUUGUAUUUUCUAAGUGGUGUGUACCUUACAGGCUGUAGCAAUUUUAGUAUACAGACAUUUUGCAAGUAAUAUAAACAGGUAUUAUCUUUUUUUUUUUUUUUUUUGUGAGGAAGAUCAGCCCUGAGCUAACAGCCAUGCCAAUCCUCCUCUCUUUGCUGAGGAAGACUGGUCCUGGGCUAACAUCUGUGUCCAUCUUCCUCCACUUUACGUGGGAUGCCGCCGCAGCAUGGCCUGACAAAUGGUGCACCAGUGCACACCCGGGAUCCAAACCUGGGCCACCAGCGGCGGAGCGCGCACACUUAACCUCUAUGCCACGGCGCCGGCCCCAGGUAUUAUCUUAAUUUAUAUAUUUUUUGUCUCAAAAGUGGAAAAACUUAUUUAGUCUAAUUGUCAUGAGUUAUUUCGUUGUAUCAGGCUGAAUUCUGUAGUAGUUAACCUUGUGGGCCAUUGCCAAAAUAAGAGUAUUUAUAGGACAUUGGUUAGUUGUCAAUACUUUAGCAAGUCUGCUCAGGUUAAACAUUGUAUUCUUUUUAGUUCCAGUUAGAUACAGGCAUGAAUUUAGAGUCUGGUUUCUUGGAGUGGCAUUACUCCUGAUUGAGCAGCUGGGGAAAAUAAUCUACAAAUAUAAAUUGGUAUAGUUCACUUAUUCUAUAGAAAUUCUCAAAGAUGAUGAGGAUUAACCCUUAAGGUUUUAAUAUUAAUAUCUGGUACAGUAAUGAGCUGCAUAGAUCUUAUCAAUUUAGGAAGUGGAAGUGUUUUUUAAAUUAAUCCACAAAACAGUGUAGCAAGCUACUUAAAAAUUAGUAUAAGAAAUAAUGAUAUUUUAAAAAUCAAGAGUAUUUUGCAUUAAUGAAUAUAAUAAUGAUUCUUACCCUAAGAUUUUAGAAAGGUAAAUACUUAAUUACUUAUGAACAGUCAUAAAUGAUAACUUAAAUAAUGCAAUAACAAUGAAUUAAAUGUCUUCACAAGGAACCGUUAAAGCAUUAGUCUUAAAAGAAAAUAUUUGCCUAAUAGAGAUAAAAACACAAAUUGAAUGCAGAAUAUCAGGCCACAUCUGUUUUGCAUUGGACUCUUUUGUGGGGAAUAGUGUGAUAUUUUAUAUGUCACUGGAUUCAUGUUGAUUUUUAUUAUUUAAAAAAUGUUUUAACUGUUUAAUGCAUUUAAAAAAGUAAUCUUUUUAUGGUUUUAUUGGAGCUGAACAUUAUUUUAUGUAAACAGAUUUAAUUUUGUAUUGAUAGUGCAAAAGUAUGAAUAGGAUAUACUAAAUAAAUGCAAAGUAAUAAAAGAAAUAGAAAUAAAAAAUAAAAUAAUAAUAAAAAGUAAUAAACUCAAA